AUGGACCCCAGGAGCCUUGCCGAAACCCAGGAGGACCAGGAGGGGGGCUGGAAGCAGCUGUCCCCACAAAAAGUGACGCUUUACCUGAGACCAGGCCAGGCGGCUGCGUUCAAUGUGACCUUCCGGCGGUUCAAGGGCUACCCCAUGGACCUGUGCUACCUGAUGGACCUCUCCUACUCCAUGCUUGACAACCUCCUCAACGUCAAGAAGCUGGGUGGCAACCUGCUCCGCACCCUCAAUGAGAUCACCGAGUCGGGCCACAUUGGCUUCGGGUCCAUCAUCAACAAGACCUUCCGGCAUGUGCUGAAGCUGACCAAUGACUCCAGACUGUUCCAGACAGAGGUUGGGAAGCAGCUGAUUUCUGGAAACCUGGACGUGCCUGAGAGUGGGCUUGACGCCAUGAUGCAAAUUGCCGCCUGCCCGGAGGAAAUAUGCUGGCGCAAUGUCACACGGCUGCUGGUGUUCGCCACGGACGACGGCUUCCACUUUGCAGGGGACAGGAAGCUGGAUGCCAUCCUGACCACCAACGAUGGCCGUUGCCACCUGGAGGACAACAUGUACAAAAGCAGCAACGAAUUUGACUACCCGUCAGUCAGCCAGCUGGCGCACAAACUGGCUGAAAGCAACAUCCAGCCCAUCUUCACAGUGACCAAGAGGAUGGUGAAAACCUACGAGAAACUCACCGAGAUCAUCCCCAAGUCAGCCAUCGGGCAGCUGUCGGAGGAUUUCAGCAACGUGGUCCAACUCAUGAAGAACGCCUACAACAAACUCUCCUCCAGUGUCUUCCUGGACCACAGUGCCCUCCCGGACACCCUGAGAGUCACCUACGACUCCUUCUGCAGCAACGGAGUGCGGCACAAGGGCCAGCCCCACGGGGACUGCAAUGGCGUGCAGAUCAGCAUCCCGAUCACUUUCCAGGUGAAGGUCAUAGCCACGGAGUGCAUCCAGGAGCAGUCAUUUGUCAUCCGGCCGCUGGGCUUCACAGACACGGUGACUGUGCGAGUCCUUCUCCAGUGUGAGUGCCGGUGCCAGGACCAGGAGUCCUGCAGCUUCUGCCGUGGCAAGGGCUCCGUGGAGUGCGGUGUCUGCAGGUGCGACGCUGGCUACACCGGGAAAACCUGUGAGUGCCAGACGCAUGGCCGGAGCAGCCAGGAGCUGGAAGGCAGCUGCCGCAAGGACAACUCCGUCAUCUGCUCGGGGCUGGGGGACUGCAUCUGCAGGGAGUGCGUGUGCCACGCCAGCGACGUGCCCGACAAGCUGAUCUUCGGGAAGUACUGCGAGUGCGACAACGUCAACUGCGAUCGCUUCGACGGCGAAGUCUGUGGCGGCAAGGGGAGGGGGCACUGCGCAUGUGGCAAGUGCUACUGCAGCGAGGGCUAUGAGGGCUCGGCAUGCCAGUGCCGGAGGUCCACCGAGGGCUGCCUGAACGCGCAGCACGUCGAGUGCAGCGGCCGAGGCUGGUGUCGCUGCAACGUGUGCGAGUGCGACGCGGGCUACCAGCCGCCCCUGUGCGUGGAGUGCCCGGGCUGCCCCUCGCCCUGCGGCCGGUACAUCUCCUGCGCCGAGUGCCUGAAAUUCGACAAGGGUCCCUUAGGGAAGAACUGCAGCGCGCAGUGUGCGACCUUGCAGCUGCGUGACAGUCCUGGGAGGGGCAGGACGUGCAAGGAGCGGGACUCCGAGGGCUGCUGGAUGACCUACACCCUGCAGCAGCGGGAUGGGAGGGACAGCCACUACAUCCACGUGGACGAGAGCCGAGAGUGUGUGAACGGCCCCAACAUCGGCGCCGUCAUAGGGGGCACCCUGGUGGGCCUCCAGCUGACUGGCGUCCUCCUGCUGGUCAUCUGGUUGGCCCUGACCCACCUUAGUGGCCUCUGGGAGUACAAGCAUUUUCGAGGAAAAGCUCAAGUCCCAGUGGAACAACGAUAA
Messenger RNA from Cynocephalus volans (Philippine flying lemur), 1926 nucleotides. Its product is annotated as integrin beta-2-like. The transcript has 13 exons. Gene Ontology annotation, biological process: integrin-mediated signaling pathway; cell migration; cell adhesion mediated by integrin. Bases 1 to 1926 code for a protein of 641 amino acids. Gene Ontology annotation, cellular component: integrin complex; focal adhesion; cell surface. Gene Ontology annotation, molecular function: amyloid-beta binding; integrin binding. Lineage: Eukaryota; Metazoa; Chordata; Mammalia; Dermoptera; Cynocephalidae. The record is from RefSeq and is a predicted model, not a curated record.